Acanthosepion pharaonis is the source of this 897-nucleotide messenger RNA. Lineage: Eukaryota; Metazoa; Mollusca; Cephalopoda; Sepiida; Sepiidae. The record is from the annotation of a GenBank genome assembly.
AUGUACCUCUCUGCUUUCCAUUACGAAAUCUGUUUACAUCUAUCUAUCUAUCUAUCUAUCUAUCUAUCUAUCUAUCUAUCUAUCUAUCUAUCUGAGUCUGUUCAUAUCUAUCUAUCUAUCUAUCUAUCUAUCUAUCUAUCUAUCUAUCUGAGUCUGUUCAUAUCUAUCUAUCUUAGUCUGUUCAUAUCUAUCUAUCUAUCUAUUUGGCUGGGCCUACUCUGUUCAUAUCUAUCUAUCUAUCUAUCUAUUUAUCUAUCUAUCUAUCUAUCUAUCUAUCUAUCUAUCUAUCUAUCUAAUCCCUUUUCCGAAUCAACACUUGCACCUAUCUAUCUAUCUAUCUAUCUAUCUAUCUAUCUCAUUCUUCCAUUAUUCCCCCCCUCCUCUCCCGCUAGCCUCAUUCUCUUAAACCCCCUUCCCCUCCCCCACUCAACCACUAUGUCUUCCUCUAUACCACGCGCCCUUAUCUAUUUCGUUACCACCGCCAUUACUGACAUCAGUCUUAACAGCAAGAUGUCCACCCCUACCCCACCGAACUGGCCGCCUCUUCCCGCCCUUUUUUUUUUUUUGCUUUCGCUUUCUAUCUCUUCCUUUACCGACGUUCCCUCGACCGCCAAGCCUCUCCCAUCGCCAGUGUUCUCGCCGACCUGCCAAUACACUCUCAUAUUUCUUCUGUCCGUCUUGAUCACUCUGAAGUCGUUACCCUCGCCACUUUCAUCUCUUUCCGACAAACUUUUCCUCCCCCUUUUGCUACCACGCCAGCUUUCUUCUGCUUCGCGUCGUCACGGCCAUUCUUCGACUGCUUCUGUCUUUUACAGAUAUUACCUAAGCUUGGAUAAGUUCGGCACAAGGCCACACGUUUUGCGCACGACACGAAGAUCGAAUUCAUUUAAGUGGUAG